Messenger RNA from Brugia malayi, 270 nucleotides. RefSeq lists its product as uncharacterized. Lineage: Eukaryota; Metazoa; Nematoda; Chromadorea; Rhabditida; Onchocercidae. The transcript is spliced from 2 exons. The record is from RefSeq and is a predicted model, not a curated record. Bases 1 to 270 code for a protein of 89 amino acids.
AUGGGGUUAGAAUGUGUUAUAGAUUAUAGUUAUUUGCUGCCAACAAUACAUUCAAAAGUUAUUUGUGCAAGUCUUCAAGCAUUUUUUCAAACUUUCCUCUGUAUAUUUGGUAACUUUGCUAUUAAUUGCUUAUUGGUCGAUUCAUUACCGCCUUUACGCUAUUCACCUGAAAAUUUGACGCUACAACUAUACAAGCAUGCUGAGAGAGCAGAUGUUGGCUCGAUGAUGAUUAGUUCCGGAAUGCUUGAACGCGCGUCAAGUAAAACUUAG